Molecule: messenger RNA, 3316 nt
Organism: Harpegnathos saltator (Jerdon's jumping ant)
Lineage: Eukaryota; Metazoa; Arthropoda; Insecta; Hymenoptera; Formicidae
Gene: Octalpha2R
Product: alpha2-adrenergic-like octopamine receptor
Exons: 1
Coding region: 1371-2960 (529 amino acids)
Biological process (GO): G protein-coupled receptor signaling pathway
Cellular component (GO): plasma membrane
Molecular function (GO): G protein-coupled receptor activity
Source: RefSeq, a predicted model, not a curated record
UCUCUCUCUCUCUCUCUCUUCGCUUUCCUGUCACAUCUACCUUUUCUCUCUUUCUCUCUUUCGCUCCAUCUACCUUGAUACACCCUUCAUCAAGUCGCCCGCCGGGCUAUCCAUAAAUCUCCGCACACUCUGUCCGUAUUAAGUCUGUUGUGGACCAGUGAAUGCAGGAAAUACGAGGAGCGGAGUCGCAAGCAAUAAAUCAGAGACCAAGCACGUACGAACCACGGGCAACGAAGGAGAAGAACAAGGGAGGAGUAACGAAAGCGUCGGCGCUUUCGCGUCGCGACAACGCCGGGACAGCGGUAGCCGAGCGACGGCGACGACGCCGGCGACGGGUGGUGUAUCUCGCGCGAGGAAUCUCCCCGAGAAGGAGGAGGAGGAGGUGGGAGGUUGGUCGACGCCGAAAUUAGCUAGACCUCAACACUAUAAACUAGAUUCUAAAAGAUUUGGUCCAAUAAACGCGAGAAGAGGAGUGUGAGUAAGCGCGGCACACGCGCGAUCGCCGAACACGUACUUUCAGCACCUCGCACCAGCACCUUUGUCGGCCGCUGCGCGACGACACAAUACACACACAGUACAAUACACCGAGCUGGCGUGAAUCGCGCGGAAUUCACGACUCGCGGGCUCUUGUCUCGUCGGCGAAGGAGAGAGCGAACCGGCGAGCGCGAGAAUCGGUGAGUGAAGCAGAGCGAAAGCGAGAGCGGAACACAGUGAGAAAGAGAGAGAGAGCGAGAGAGAGAGAGACGUCCGCGUCUCUCAGGUCAAAGGGCGAGACGCCCUUUCUCGGCAGCGUCGUUUCGCGGUACCGUUCUCGUACGACGAUCACGAGCGUCCCGAGACGCACGCAUCGACCAGACGCGGCGACUACGACGAGCGACGAAUCUCGCGACGAGAUCGCCUCCGCGGGCGGUUGUCGUUAUCGAAGACGCGCCGAGCAUACGAUUACGCGCAGGCCGCCGCUGCCGGCGACGACGACGACGACGACGACGACGACGACGACGACGACGACGACGACGGCCACGGCCACGACGGCGACGGCGACGGCGACGGCGACGACGACGACGACGACGACGUCGACGAUUACGGCAACACCAGCAACAACAACGGCCACCGGCACGAGAAGGAGGAAACGUGCGAGAGAGGAAGAAGAGCAGCAGCGCGCCCGGCAGCAUCUGUGUAUUCGACAACGAUGGCAUUAUCCUGAAACGGGCAUGACGCCCUUGGCCUCGAGAUGCGACGAGACCACCACCCUCUUGCUGUUGCUGCUACUCGAGCUAGCACCCGGGGCACGUUGCUACUCGCGCGCGGCCGCUACCGCCGCAUCGUCCUUACCGAGAUAGCAUCUACAGUACCCGGCGAGGGUGCGAGUGAUGCCGCAUCUCGGCAGCAUUAUGACCAUCGCCGUCGAUAGCGCGACAACAGCGUCCACGAGCGUCCUCGAGGAGAACAUGACGUGGUCUCGAUCGACCGGCGGCGCUACGUCUUCGAGUUACGAGGCCCUUUCGACACGUGCGAUCACGAACGGCGAGCAGCUAGUGCGGCGUCGGGCCGCGGCGGCUACCAACGAGAAGCGCGAAGGUCGGCCCUUGAUCGCCGGGCUCCUGACUGGAGGAGGCUCGGCCGUGAAGCACGCCGAUCGAAACAACGAAAAACACAUCGAGGAGAUCGGCGCGCGCGACGCCACGACGGAGCUGGACGGCGAGACUGCGGCUCCGGCGGCUGCGACGGUGCUGGCGGCGGGGCAAGGGGAGGGAAAGGAGACGGCGGCGGCGACGACGACGACGACGACGACGACCACGACAAGAAAGAUUUCCCGACGUCGUUGCGGCCUUCAGACUUGGGAAACUCGAGUUUGCGGCGGCAACACCGUAGGCGCGAGCAAGAGCGCGGAAACUGCAUUUACCGGCGAAGAAGACGCGUCAGAAGUAGGCGCCGGGGGUGGUGACGGUGGCGGCGGCGGCGGCGGCGGUGGCGGCGGUGACGAGGACGACGACGACGACGACGACGACGACGACGACGACGACAACGGCGGCGGUGAAGAAAGCGUCGACGUGAGCGACGUAGGCAGCAGCAUCGGCACGACCGUGGUCGGUGUAAGCGCGAGUAUAUCGAACAGCACAGAGCCGGUGGACGAAGAGGACGGUGGAGACGCAGCGGACGGAGUCGCGAUCGAGUACGGCAAGGAUCUGUUGUUGUUCGGCUUCGGUGACAUAAUGGAGGACAUAACCGACGGCGCGUUGAACGACUCGCUGAACGCGAGCCUGCCGCGCUCAUGGAACACGAGCAUGUUCAUCAACGAGACCUUCAUCGUGGUGGGCGAAGGCGGCUACCCGUCCGGCUACACCGUGCCGGAGAUUAUCCUGGCGUCCAUCGUGGCGACCUUGCUCAUGAUCGUCAUCAUCGUCGGCAACAUGCUGGUGAUCAUCGCGAUCGCCACGGAGAAGGCGCUGAAGAACAUACAGAACUGGUUCAUCGCCAGCCUCGCGGUGGCGGACUUCUUCCUCGGCCUCGUGAUCAUGCCGUUCUCCUUGGCCAACGAGAUCAUGGGCUACUGGAUCUUCGGUUACUGGUGGUGCGACAUUUACUCCGCGAUGGACGUGUUGCUGUGCACCGCCAGCAUCAUGAAUCUGUGCCUGAUCAGCCUCGACCGCUUCUGGAGCAUCACGCAGGCGGUGGACUACCUGAAGAAGCGGACGCCGGCGCGCGCCGCGCUCAUGAUCGCCCUCGUCUGGCUGCUGUCGGCGCUCGUCUGCAUACCGCCGUUGCUCGGCUGGAAGAGAGCCGCCCCGGCCGAGGAGUAUCCCAAGUGCAAGGUAAGUCGUCCGCUCUAUUCUUCUGCUUUCGGCAUGCGAAUCUGCAGCGAAUCUUGCUGGCCUGAGGGGACUCGCCCCCUCCCCCCUUUUCCUUCCGAUGGGGCGAGCACCGCGGUCUGGCUCAUUGCAGUCGUUAACUGGAAUUAACCGUGCGAUGGACGAACGGUCGCUGGGGGCGAUAUGGGAACGUGGAGGCGGAAAAAAAGCGCGGUCGAAGAAUAGUACACGAGGCGACGUAAAUCACCGCAUUAGCGACACAGAAAAUUGGAUUACGUCGUUAUAUCGGAUUGGGUUUCUCUAAUGAAUCGGAAAAUUGAGACACCGGCACGCGGGAGAGCCGAAGGGAGGUUGGACGAACGUCACUUACAGUCUUGAUCGUUUAUUCGCCUCCUUUCGUUAUUAAGGCGUUUGCGAGUGAAGGAUUAUUAGAGAAGGAACCUCGCUCUCUCCGUGUCGAUGAAUUCAAUUACUUUAGGUAAAUUUAUUUACCCCUCUCACCGACC